Molecule: messenger RNA, 1026 nt
Organism: Pyrus x bretschneideri (Chinese white pear)
Lineage: Eukaryota; Viridiplantae; Streptophyta; Magnoliopsida; Rosales; Rosaceae
Product: muscle M-line assembly protein unc-89
Exons: 4
Coding region: 196-840 (214 amino acids)
Source: RefSeq, a predicted model, not a curated record
UUUCUUCUGUUUUAGCGGGUCCAAGCCGCCGCCAUAGGCUUAACGGGUAGGCCCAAAGUUCCAACCUUUUGCUUCGUCCAAGCUGCCAUCUUCCACGUUUUGAUUCGAUCCUACUUUUUCACACUUGUCUUCAACCUCUCCAUUCGCCAACUGAUCCUCUUACAUCUCCAUCUCUCUCUCUCACAAGCAACCCCAAUGGCGGAAUCCAAACCUGGACCAGCUCAAGCUCCACCUGAUAAGGAAGUAAAGGCGCCUAAUUUGAUUGAAAGAGCAAAGGAAGAGACGGGGGCAGUGUUGCACACUGACAAAACACAUCAUGAUCAUAAGGAAACUCAUGGAUUGCAUGACGAUAUCGAUGAGAAAACCCCACUGGACGAUGUCAAAGCUCCGAAUAUGUUCGAGAGGGCGAAGGAGGAGUUUGAGGCCAUAGUUGAAGCAAUCCAUCCCAAGCAAGAGUCUCCCACUUAUGGAAAAAUGGACGAAAGCAAAAAGGACUCGAAGAAACAGGAAAAAGCUGAUUCUCUACCCGGAAAUCAUGCCAAGACAUCCAAUUUGAUUGAUAAAGCCAAGCAAAAGAUUGAGACAUUGAUGCACCAUGAGAAGUCGCCAAAGAAUCAUGAUAACGAAACUCCUGAGAAGUCACCGAAGUAUCAUACUAAAGAAACUCAUGGAAGGAGUGAUGACAUUGACGAGAGUAUCCCAACCGAUCAUGUUAAGGCUCCGAAUGUUUUUGAAAGAGCGAAGGAGGAAAUCGAGGCCAUUGUCGAAGCAAUCCAUCCCAAGAAAGAAGAGAAAACUUCGGUUUCCACUCCUAAGAAGGAAGGUGGGUUUGGGACUUAAUAGGAAGAGAGUUGGAGAAGAUGUGCUCCCCUCAUGGGAACAAAGAUAUAGGUGUGAAUAUUUUGUCAAAGUUGUGAUGCUUCAUCGUCAUUCUUUUCUGCCCGAUGACAAAUCAGGAUAUACAUGUAAAAUUGUGAGAUCAUUUGAUUACUCAAGUUUCUUUAUGGAAUUUAUGUGCAUUCUAUA